AUCAUCAUCAGCAUCCUAUCUGUACACUCUCCUCCUUCCUCCUCCUCCUUCCUUUCCUUCCACACCCUCCUCCUCCCCCGGGGCCACCGGUGAAGGAGGCUUGUGCACCGGGGUUUGGCUGGCAGUCUCGCCGCUGUAUGACCGUGGAUUAACUGCAUGCUCACGUCGACCAGGAAGAGGAGCCAGCGCUUGAGCGGGCUCACUUGCAGCCAUGGCUGAAGGUGGAGAAGGAGAGGAUGAAAUUCAGUUCCUCAGAACUGAUGAUGAAGUGGUGCUCCAGUGCGUGGCUUGCAUCCAGAAGGAGAAUCGAAAGUUUUGCUUGGCAGCUGAGGGGCUGGGCAACCGGCUGUGUUACCUGGAACCAACGUCCGAGGCAAAGUACGUCCCUCCAGACCUAUGCAUCUGUACCUUCGUGCUGGAACAGUCCCUCUCAGUCCGGGCCCUCCAAGAGAUGCUGGCUAAAAGUGGACAGAACAAUGAAGCGGCAGCGCAGAGUGGUGGCCACAAGACUCUGCUGUACGGACAUGCCAUCCUCCUACGACACUCGUUCAGUUCCAUGUACCUGGCUUGUUUGAAGACAUCAAGGUCACAAACCGAUAAAUUAUCAUUUGAUGUCGGCCUACAGGAAGAUUCAACAGGUGAGGCUUGUUGGUGGACAAUCCACCCGGCCUCCAAGCAGAGAUCAGAAGGAGAGAAGGUGCGCAUAGGUGAUGACCUCAUCCUUGUCAGCGUGUCCUCUGAGCGCUAUCUUCAUUUAUCAAUCUCUAAUGGCAACAUCCAGGUGGACGCAUCCUUCAUGCAGACGUUGUGGAACGUCCAUCCCAUCUGUUCUGGCAGCAACAUAGAGGAAGGCUAUCUGUUGGGUGGUCAUGUGAUGCGGCUGUUUCAUGGGCAUGAUGAGGUGGUGACCAUCCCGGGGUCAGACCAGAGUGAAGAGCAGCAAAGGAUAGUCAAUUAUGAGAUAGGUAAAGCUGGUGCGAAGGCCAGAUCCUUAUGGAGGUUGGAGCCACUCCGGAUCAGCUGGAGUGGGAGCCACAUCCGCUGGGGUCAGCCCUUCCGGUUGCGACACCUGACUACUGGUCACUACCUAGCCCUGACCGAGGACAGGGGCUUGGUGCUGCAGGACCGAGAGAGGUCCGACACAAUCUCAACUGCCUUCUGCUUCAGAGCAUCUAAGGCAAGGCCACACGAACAUGUCUUUGCUCUACGAGAGAAGCUUGAGCAGAGUCCAAAACGGGACAUUGAGGGGAUGGGUGUAGCAGAGAUUAAAUAUGGAGACUCGCUCAGCUUCAUUAUGCACGUGGCUACGGGGCUGUGGCUCUCCUACCAGGCACCUGACGUCAAAUCUGCACGUUUGGGUCCUCUCAAGAGACGAGCAUGUCUACAUUCCGAAGGUCACAUGGAUGACGGCUUGACACUGCAGCGCUGUCAACAUGAGGAAUCUCGAGCCGCCCGGAUCAUCCGCAACACCACUCUCCUCUUUAACAGAUUCAUCAGAGGGCAUAACAAGACACUUGUGGCACUUCCAAUUGAAGAGGUGCUCCAAACCCUCAACGACCUCAUCACCUACUUCCUGCUCCCUGAUGCUGAGCUGGAGCAUGAAGAGAGGCAGAUCAAGCUACGGUCCCUCAAAAACAGGCAGAAUCUUUUCAAACAGGAAGGCAUGCUGACACUGGUGUCCAACUGCAUAGACCGUCUGAACGUUUACAACAGCGUGGCCCACUUUGGGGAGUGUGCUGGGCCAGAGGCCGGAGCAGCCUGGAAAGACAUCCUCAACCUGCUCUACGAGUUGUUGGCAGCGUUAAUCAGAGGAAACAGGAUCAACUGCACUCAGUUUUCCAACAACUUGGAUUGGCUUGUUAGCAAGCUAGAGAGACUCGAGUCUUCUUCGGGCAUUCUUGAAGUUCUUCACUGUAUACUAAUCGAGAGUCCAGAGGCUCUCAACAUGAUCCAGAGAGGACACAUCAAGUCCAUCAUAUCGCUGUUAUACAAACACGGACGUAACCACAAGAUUCUCGAUGUGCUUUGCUCCUUGUGUGUGUGUAAUGGUGUGGCUGUGCGAACCAAUCAAAACCUCAUUUGUGAUCACUUGCUGCCCAAGAGAGACCUGCUGCUACAAACGCAGCUGGUCAAUGACGUCCAAAGUAUGAGACCGAACAUCUUCCUCGGGGUGAGCGAGGGCUCAGCUCAAUACAAGAAGUGGUACUACGAGCUGAUGAUUGACCAGGUGGACCACUUUGUGACCAGUGAACCCUCUCACCUUCGAGUGGGCUGGGCCAACACCAAGGGCUACGCACCUUACCCAGGAGGGGGUGAAGGUUGGGGGGGCAAUGGCGUGGGAGAUGACCUCUAUUCUUAUGGUUUUGACGGACUGCACCUUUGGUCAGGACGCAUCCACCGGGCAGUUGCAUCUCUCCAUCAGCAUAUCCUGACGUCAGAGGAUGUGGUGAGCUGUUGUCUCGACCUCGGAGCUCCAAGCAUCUCUUUCCGCAUCAACGGACAGCCAGUUCAGGGCAUGUUUGAAAACUUCAAUAGAGACGGACUCUUCUUUCCCGUCGUCAGCUUCUCUGCAGGUGUAAAGGUAAGGUUUCUAUUGGGUGGUCGUCAUGGCGACUUUAAAUUCCUGCCGCCAUCGAGUUACGCCCCCUGUUACGAGGCUCUGCUGCCCAAAGAGAGGCUGAGAGUGGAGCCGGUGAAGGAGUACAAGAGGGAUGUGGACGGGGUCCGAGAUUUACUCGGCACCACCCUCAUCUUGUCACAGGCCUCUUUCAUUCCCACACCAGUGGAAACCAGCCAGAUUGUUAUGCCGCCUCACUUGGAGAAAGUUCGGGACAAGCUGGCAGAGAAUAUCCAUGAAUUGUGGGGCAUGAAUAAAAUUGAAUUGGGCUGGUCCUACGGCAAGAUUAGGGAUGAUAAUAAGCGGCAGCAUCCAUGUCUGGUGGAUUUCUCCAAGCUGCCCGAAACUGAAAAGAACUACAACCUGCAGACGUCGACAGAAACUCUCAAAACCCUGCUGGCACUGGGCUGUCGAGUAGUUCAGGUCAAUUCAAAUGCUGAUGAAUCACUUAAGAAGAUUAAACUCCCAAAGAACUUCAUGAUGUCCAGUGGUUACAAGCCGUCCCCUCUGGACUUGUCUGAUAUGAAACUGACUCCUGGUCAGGAGUUGCUGGUGGACAAACUGGCGGAGAAUGCACACAAUGUGUGGGCCAAAGACCGCAUCAAGCAGGGUUGGACGUAUGGUAUUCAGCAGGAUCUGAAAAGUAAACGUAACCCUCGCCUGGUCCCUUACGCCCUGCUGGAUGAGCGCACCAAGAAGUCAAACCGUGAUAGUUUACGCGAGGCGAUUCGGACUCUGAUUGGUUAUGGGUACAAUGUGGAGCCAUCCGAUCAAGAAGGCGCACAAACAGUUGAGCGUCUCAGCAUCGACAAAAUCCGAUUCUUCCGAGUAGAACGGACAUACGCGGUGAAGACCGGGAAAUGGUACUUUGAAUUUGAGGCCGUCACAGGAGGUGACAUGAGAGUUGGCUGGGCAAGACCAGGGUGUAAACCUGACGUGGAGCUCGGCACGGAUCAACUGGCUUUUGUCUUUGACGGAUUCAGGGGCCACUGUCUAAAUAUGGGUGGCCGUUUGUUUGGACGCUGCUGGCACAGCGGCGAUGUGGUCGGGUGUAUGAUCAACAUGGAAGACAAAUCCAUGAUCUUUACCCUCAAUGGAGAGAUACUUAUCACCACCAAAGGCUCUGAACUUUGCUUCACCGACUUUGAAACAGAGGAUGGAUUCAUCCCAGUGUGCAGCCUGGGUUUAGCUCAGGUAGGCCGUAUGAAUCUCGGGAAAGAUGCCAGCACCUUUAAGUAUUACACCAUGUGCGGCCUUCAAGAGGGAUUUGAGCCCUUCGCUGUUAACAUGAACAGAGAGCUCACCAUGUGGUUCAGCAAGCGUCUGCCAACGUUUGUCAAUGUGCCAAAGGAGCACAAUCACAUCGCGGUGACGAGAAUUGACGGGACGGUCGACAGCCCGCCGUGUCUCAAGGUUACUCACAAGACAUUUGGCACCCAGAGCACCAACACGGACAUGGUGUUUUGUCGUCUGAGUAUGCCUGUGGAGUUUCACUCCUUCUUCAAGAUCAGUCCGGUUAUCGAUACGAGUGGACUACAGCAGCAUCACAACGGUAAUCAAAUAUUGAUUAACAUUCAAUCAUUUACCACAACAAUCACAGUCUUUGUUUCCUUUCAGUACUACCACUCGGUGAGGGUCUUUGCCGGUCAGGACCCUUCUUGUGUUUGGGUUGGAUGGGUUACCCCUGACUACCAUUAUUACAGCAACAACUUUGCCCUCAGCAAGACCCGAACUGUGACCGUGACCUUGGGUGAUGAGCGAGGGCGAGUCCAUGAGAGUGUCAAGAGGAGUAACUGCUACAUGGUGUGGGGUGGCGAUGUGACCAAUGCAACUCAUCCCUCAAGUCGGAGUAAUGUUGACCUGGAAAUUGGCUGUCUCAGUGACCUCGCCACUGGCCUGGUGACUUUCACGGUCAACGGCAAGGAGAUAUCCACAUCCUACCAGGUGGAACCAAACACCAAGCUUUUCCCUGCUGUCUUUGUGCAACCAACCAGUCCUAACCUCUUUCAGUUUGAACUGGCCAAAAUUAAGAACGCCAUGCCGCUGUCGUCAGCCAUUUUUAAGAGCGAACAUAAGAACCCGGUGCCUCAGUGUCCCCCUCGCCUUGACGUCCAGACUAUCAAUGCGGUUCUGUGGAGCCGCAUGCCAAAUACCUUCUUGAAAGUAGAAACAGCAAGGGUCAGCGAGAGACACGGUUGGUCGGUUCAGUGUGUGGAGCCUCUGCAGAUGAUGGCAGUUCACAUUCCUGAGGAGAACAGGUGUGUGGACAUCAUGGAACUGUCCGAGCAGGAAGACACGCGGGAGUUCCACUACCACACCUUAAAGCUCUACUGUGCCCUCUGCGCUUUGGGUAACACCCGUGUGGCCCACGCCCUCUGCAGUCACUUGGACCAAUCCCAGCUCUUAUACACCAUAGACAACCAAUACCUAUCUGGCAUGUUACGAGAAGGUUUUUACAAUCUUCUCAUCAGUAUCCAUCUGGAGACAGCCAAAGGCGCUCGACUCACGAUGAAAGAUGAAUUCAUCAUCCCGGUCACAACAGAGACACGUUCCAUCCGUCUCUUCUCCAAUGCUUCCAAAAAACACUCGCCGCCAGGGGUGGGGCUGAGUACGUCGCUCAAACCCCGCCUCAACUUUGCUCCUCCUUGCUUCAUCAACACCAAACGGGAGCAUCAUCUGUACAGUCCCCAGAUCCCUCUGGAUGCAUUAAAAGAAAAAUCCAUUUCAAUGUUGACCGAGGCGGUCCAGGGUGGUGGCCAUUAUAUCCGUGAUCCUGUAGGAGGAGGUGUAGAGUAUCAAUUUGUGCCAAUCUUGAAGCUCAUCAGCACUUUGCUGACCAUGGGGGUCCUCUGCAGCAAGGAUGUUCACAAAAUCUUACUCCUCAUUGACCCGAAUGUAUUUAAGGAUGCACACGAUGAAGGACCCACUAGUACGACUGACAAAGAAGGACUAACGGGGAAUGAGGAGAAAGCCGUGGAAGCAGGAGAGGAAGAGGCAGCCAAAGAAGCCAAACAGACAAUGAAAGGACUUUUGGAGACAAGGCUGCCUGAACCUGUGAAACGUCAGAUGUGUGAGCUACUCCACUACUUCUGCGACUGUGAGCUCAAACACCGUAUCGAAGCCAUUGCGUCCUUCUCGGACAAAUUUGUCUCCAAGCUACAGUAUAACCAAAAAUUCAGAUACAACGAGCUGAUGCUCGCCCUUAAUAUGUCCGCCGCCGUGACGGCAAAGAAGACUAAGGAGUUCCGCUCGCCUCCUCAAGAACAGAUCAACAUGCUGCUGACCUUCAGCACAGGCGAUGACUGUCCGUGUCCAUCAGAUAUCCAGGGGGAGCUUUAUGAUUUUCACAACCAGCUGCAGCUACACUGUGGAAUCCCGAUGGAGGAAGACGAGGAUAAGCAAGACACAUCCAUUAAAGGCCGGCUUCUAACUCUGGUGAAUAAAAUCAAAGGACAAGCUCAUAAGACAGAGCAACCGUUGCAGAAGGAACAAGCUGCACCGUCCAACCUGAAGGAAUUGAUCUCGCAGACCAUGGUCAGCUGGGCCCAGGAGUGUCACAUCCAAGACCCAGAACUGGUACGGAAGAUGUUCAGCCUGCUGAGGAGGCAGUACGACAGCAUCGGCGAGUUGCUCAGGGCCAUGAGAAAGACUUACACCAUUAGCGCCGCCUCGGUCCAUGAUACCAUUAGACUCUUGGCUUCUCUGGGUCAGAUCAGAUCUCUGCUUUCUGUUCGGAUGGGGAAAGAGGAGGAAAAGCUUAUGAUCGAUGGACUUGGUGACAUCAUGAAUAACAAGGUGUUCUAUCAGCAUCCCAAUCUAAUGAGAAUUCUAGGCAUGCAUGAGACUGUCAUGGAGGUCAUGGUCAAUGUGCUCGGAGGGGACAAAUCACAGGAAAUAGCCUUCCCCAAGAUGGUGGCUAGCUGUUGUCGCUUCCUGUGUUAUUUUUGCCGCAUCAGCCGUCAGAACCAGAAAGCAAUGUUUGACCACCUGAGUUACCUCCUGGAAAAUAGCAGCGUGGGCCUUGCUUCACCAGCUAUGAGGGGCUCCACUCCUCUCGAUGUGGCUGCUUCCUCCGUUAUGGACAACAACGGUCUGGCUCUCGCGCUGGAGGAACUUGAUCUGGACAAGGUUGUGACGUACUUGGCUGGCUGCGGUCUCCAGAGUUGUCCAAUGCUUCUGGCUAAAGGUUAUCCAGAUAUUGGCUGGAAUCCAAUCGAAGGAGAACGUUACCUCUCCUUCUUGCGCUUUGCCGUCUUUGUUAAUGGUGAAAGUGUGGAGGAGAACUCCAGUGUGGUGGUCAAACUGCUCAUCCGUCGCCCGGAGUGUUUCGGACCUGCACUGAGAGGGGAGGGAGGCAACGGACUGCUGGCGGCCAUGAAAGAAGCCAUCAAGAUUUCCGAGACGCCGGCUUUGGAUCUACCUGGUUCUGUGCAGGGAGUCAGCUGUGAUGUAUCUGCUGAUGGCGAUGAUGAAGAGGAAGUGGUUCACAUGGGCAAUGCCAUCAUGUCCUUCUACUCAGCACUCAUUGACCUGUUGGGACGUUGUGCCCCAGAAAUGCAUCUCAUCAACAAAGGGAAAGGCGAAGCUCUCCGUAUUCGUGCCAUUUUGCGCUCCCUGGUGCCCACUGAAGACCUGGUGGGAAUCAUCAGCAUACCUCUCAAGACACCUAUCGUUAAUAAAGAUGGCUCAGUGACAGAACCUGAUAUGUCAGCCUGCUUUUGUCCGGACCACAAGGCCCCCAUGGUGCUGUUCCUGGACCGAGUGUAUGGGAUCGAGGACCAGAGCUUUUUGCUUCACCUUCUUGAAGUUGGCUUCCUUCCUGACUUGAGGGCUGCAAACUCGCUAGAUACAGAGGGUCUGUGCACCACCGAGACAGCUUUGGCCAUGAACCGUUAUAUCGGCUCAGCCAUGCUCCCCCUCCUCACUCGCUGCGCUCCCCUCUUUGCCGGCACCGAACACCAUGCCACGCUCAUCGAUUCCACCCUGCACACCAUCUACCGCCUCUCCAAGGGUCGCUCCCUCACCAAAGCCCAGAGAGAUGCCAUUGAGGAGUGCCUGCUAGCUGUCUGCAAGCACCUUCGCCCUUCAAUGCUGCAGCAGCUUCUGCAUCGCCUCGUCUUUGACGUACCCUUGCUGACUGAAUACUGCAAGAUGCCUCUCAGGCUGCUAACCAAUCAUUAUGAGCAAAACUGGAAGUACUACUGCCUUCCAUCAGGCUGGGGCAGCUACGGCACAGCCUCGGACGAUGAACUCCAGCUCACCAAGAAGAUCUUCUGGGGAGUGUUUGAUUCAUUAUCCCAGAGGAAAUAUGAUCCAGAGCUGUUCAAGAUGGCAAUGCCCUGCCUCAGUGCCAUCGCUGGAGCUUUGCCUCCUGAUUAUGUGGAUGCCGCCAUUGUUGGGGAAAUAGUUUCAGUAAAUACUCAUGGCAACUUUGAACCCAAACCUAUCACAACUGCAAACAUUGCCCUCCCAGAGAAGCUUGAACACUUUGUCAACAAGUAUGCUGAACAUUCUCACGAGAAAUGGUCAGCGGAGAAGGUGCUACUUGGUUGGAAAUAUGGAGACCGUGUGGAUGAGAAGGCGAGAAUUCACCCACAGCUGAGGACAUACAAAGCUCUGACGGAGAAGGAGAAAGACAUUUACAGAUGGCCAAUCAGGGAGUCAUUAAAAAGUAUGCUGGCAAUGGGCUGGAGCAUUGACCGGGCCAGAGACGGAGAGAGCAUGUCUCAUCAGAGGGAAAAUGAAAAAGUACGAAAAAUAUCUCAGGUCUCACAGGCAAACGGUUUUAAUCCCAGUCCAAUAGACACAAGCAAUGUGAUCCUAUCCAGAGAGUUGCAAGGGAUGGUGGAGGUGGUGGCUGAAAAUUACCAUAACAUCUGGGCCAAAAGAAAAAAAAGUGACCUUGGAAGUAGAGGCGGAGCUACGCACCCUUUGCUGGUGCCGUAUGAGACGCUGACCGCCAAGGAGAAGGCUCGGGAUCGAGAAAAGGCUCAGGAUCUCUUCCGGUUCCUACAGAUCAGUGGUUACCAUAUCACAAGAGGUCUGAGGGAUUUGGAUCAGGACUCUUCCUCCAUGGAGAAAAGGUUUGCUUACAGGUUCCUCAGGAAGCUACUCAAAUAUGUCGACUCCGCCCAGGAAUUCAUCUCUCACCUCGAGGCCAUGGCUGCCAGCGGGAAAACAGACAGGUCACCUCAUGAGCAAGAAAUCAAGUUUUUUGCCAAAGUUCUCCUCCCGCUCAUUGAUCAAUACUUCAAGAAUCACUCCCUCUACUUCCUAUCAUCACCCAACCAGAACCUGAGCAGCAGCGGCUAUGCCUCCAACAAGGAGAAAGAAAUGGUCACCAGCUUAUUUUGUAAACUGGCAGCUCUUGUCAGACAUAGGAUCUCUCUCUUUGGAAGUGACUCGACCACCAUGGUGAGCUGCUUGCACAUCCUGGCACACACGCUGGAUACCAGGACGGUGAUGAAGUCGGGUUCCGAAUUGGUGAGGGUCGGGCUCAGGACGUUCUUUGAGAAUGCCGCCGAGGACCUGGAGAGGACGUUCGAGAACCUGAAACUGGGGAAGUUCACUCAUUCGCGCUCCCAGAUGAAAGGGGUAUCGCAGAACAUCAACUACACCACGGUGGCUCUUCUCCCCAUUCUGACCGCUUUGUUCGAGCACAUCACGCAACAUCACUUUGGCAUAGACCUGCUUUUGGAUGAUGUCCAAGUGUCCUGCUAUCGGAUCCUGACCAGCCUCUACGCUUUGGGCACCGGUAAAAACAUCUACGUGGAAAGACAGCUGCCAGCGCUCGGCCAUUGUCUGGCCACCUUAGCGGGGGCCAUGCCGGUGGCUUUCCUGGAGCCGAUGCUCAACAUAUACAACCCCUUCUCAAUCUUUGCCACCAAGAGUGGCCGUGAACGAGCCAUCCUCGGCAUUCCGGACUCAGUUGAACAAAUGUGUCCCGGGAUGCCCCGCCUGGACGGGCUCAUAAAGGACAUCAACGACAUGGCUGAAUCUGGAGCGCGGUACACUGAGAUGCCCCAUGUGAUUGAGGUGGUCUUGCCCAUGCUUUGUAACUACCUCUCCUACUGGUGGGAGAGGGGGCCUGAGAACCAACCAGCUGGUUGUAGCAGCACGUGUUCCACCGUCACCUCAGAGCACCUCAGCCUCAUUCUGGGCAACAUCCUGAAAAUCCUCAACAACAAUCUGGGCAUUGACGAGGCCUCGUGGAUGAAAAGGAUUGCAGUGUAUGUGCAGCCCAUCAUCAGCAAAGCUCGCACUACCCUACUAAAGAGUCACUUCCUGCCCACAUUGGAGAAGCUGAAGAAGAAGACGGUGAAGGUUGUGGCCGAGGAGGAGCUGUUGAAGGCAGACAGCAAGGGAGACACACAGGAGGCCGAAUUGCUCAUCCUGGAUGAGUUUGCCGUGCUCUGCCGGGACCUUUAUGCCUUUUACCCAAUGCUCAUACGCUAUGUGGACAACAACAGGUCCAGAUGGCUGAAAGAACCGGAUGCUGACUCAAAUGAGCUUUUCAAGAUGGUUGCUGAGAUUUUUAUCCUCUGGUGCAAGUCACAUAAUUUCAAGCGAGAAGAGCAGAACUUUGUGGUCCAGAAUGAAAUCAACAACCUCUCCUUCUUGACUGGAGACAAUAAAACCAAGAUGUCAAAGUCUGGCGGACAAGACCAGGAGAGAAAACACAAGAAAAGACGUGGUGAGUUCUACUCCAUCCAGACAUCACUGAUCGUGGCUGCUCUCAAGAAGAUGCUUCCAAUCGGCCUCAACAUGUGCACCCCGGGGGACCAGGAACUCAUCUCAUUGGCCAAGACGCGCUAUCUUCUGAGGGACACAGACGACGAGGUAAAAGAUCACAUUCGGCAAAAUCUUCACCUCAGAGAAAAGUCAGAAGACCCCGCUGUGAGGUGGCAGUUAAACCUUUACAAAGAUAUAAUGGUGCGAGGCGAGGGGGCCCCAGACCCCGAGAGGGUGGUGGAUCGUAUUCAGAGGAUCUCCGCUGCUGUUUUUAACUUGGAACAGGUGGAGCAACCACUAAGAUCCAAGAAAUGUGUCUGGCAGAAGUUGCUGUCCAAGCAGCGGAAAAGAGCAGUCGUUGCCUGUUUCCGAAUGGCUCCACUUUAUAAUCUGCCGAGGCAUCGCUCUAUUAAUCUCUUCCUUCUGGCCUAUCAGAGAAUAUGGAUAGAAACAGAAGAAUAUUCUUUUGAGGAGAAUCUAGUACAGGAUCUUGCAAAAAUACAUCACAAAGUGGAAGAGGAGGAAGAGGAGGAGAUUAGAAAGCAGCCCGAUCCGCUUCACCAGCUCGUUCUGCAUUUCAGCCAUAAUGCUCUCACAGAGUGCAGUUCCUUGGAAGAUGAUCCUUUAUAUAUCGCAUACGCAGAUAUGAUGGCAAAGAGUUGUGCUGAAGGUGAAGAGGAAAAUGACGAGAAAGAGAAAACUUUUGAGGAGAAGGAAAUGGAGAAGCAAAAGAUGUUGUACCAGCAAGCCCGACUGCACGAUCGCGGGGCUGCAGAGAUGGUUCUCCAGAUGAUUGGUGCUAGUAAAGGUCGUCUGGAUGCGAUGGUAACCUUCACCCUGAAAUUGGGCAUCUCCAUUCUGAAUGGCGGAAACAUUCUGGUGCAGCAGAAAAUGUUGGACUAUCUGAAAGAGAAGCGAGAUGUCGGCUUCUUCAAAAGUUUAUCUGGACUAAUGAUGUCUUGCAGUGUGCUGGACCUCAAUGCUUUCGAGAGACAAAACAAAGCAGAAGGUCUUGGGAUGGUUACAGAGGAAGGAUCAAUCAACGUGAGUGAGCGGGGUUCCAAAGUGCUUCAAAAUGACGAGUUCACUAAGGAUCUUUUUAGGUUCCUGCAGCUUCUGUGUGAGGGACACAACAACGAUUUCCAGAACUUUCUAAGGACACAGACAGGAAACACAACUACAGUGAACAUCAUUAUCAGUACUGUGGACUAUCUGCUUAGACUUCAGGAAUCCAUCAGUGAUUUCUACUGGUACUACUCCGGAAAAGAUAUAAUUGACGAAGCGGGUCAGAGGAACUUCUCCAAAGCGCUUGCGGUUGCUAAGCAGGUCUUCAACUCGUUAACCGAGUACAUACAGGGUCCAUGCAUAGGCAACCAACAGAGUCUGGCUCAUAGCAGAUUAUGGGAUGCCGUCGUGGGCUUCCUGCAUGUUUUUGCAAAUAUGCAAAUGAAGUUAUCCCAGGACUCCAGUCAAAUUGAAUUGUUAAAGGAGCUGCUGGACCUGCAGAAGGACAUGAUCGUCAUGAUGCUCUCUCUUCUCGAAGGAAAUGUCGUCAAUGGGACCAUCGGGAAACAAAUGGUGGACACCUUGGUGGAAUCGUCCAGCAACGUAGAAAUGAUCCUCAAGUUCUUUGACAUGUUCCUCAAGUUAAAGGACCUCACCACCUCAGACAGCUUCAAGAUCUAUGAUGCCGAAAGCAAAGGUUUUAUCUCCAAGAAGGAUUUCCAGAAGUCCAUGGAGAACCAGAAGCAGUAUUCCCAGUCGGAGAUUGAGUUUCUUCUGUCUUGUGCCGAGGCGGAUGAGAAUGACAUGUUCAACUACGUGCAGUUUGUGGAAAGGUUCCAUGAGCCCGCUAAAGACAUUGGCUUCAACGUGGCCGUUCUUCUAACAAACCUCUCGGAGCACAUGCCACACGAUGCUCGCCUCUCCACGUUCCAGGAUCUGGCCGAGAGUGUCCUCAGCUACUUUGAACCCUACUUGGGUCGUAUCGAGAUCAUGGGCGGAGCCAAGCGCAUCGAACGAGUCUACUUCGACAUCAGCGAGUCGAGUCGAACUCAAUGGGAGAAGCCUCAGGUGAAGGAGUCCAAGCGACAAUUCAUCUUUGAUGUUGUCAAUGAAGGCGGAGAAAGCGAGAAGAUGGAACUGUUUGUGAAUUUCUGCGAGGAUACCAUUUUUGAGAUGCAACUAGCUUCGCAGAUUUCAGAGCCGGACCCGGUGGAGCGCCAGGAAGAAGAAGACGAAGAUGACAGCCAGAGCUUGGCGGAGAACCAGGAGGAGGAAGAGGAGGAGAAUAUGAUGUUGGAGUCUUCAUCAGCAUUUACCAUCGCCUGUAUCUCCAUGAGAAAGAAUAUCUGCCACGUUCGCCAGAUGCUGACUUUCAAGAGCAUGAAACGGCAGUACAGAAAAUUCCGAAAGAUGAGCGUGAGGGAGACGGUACACGGCUUUUUUGCGUUCUUCUGGAUGAUCAUCACCGGCCUCUUCCACUUUGUCUACAGCUUGGUUUGGGGGUUCUUCCAUAUUUUGUGGACCACCAUGUUUGGGGGUGGCCUCGUUGAAGGGGCAAAGAACAUGAAGGUUACGGACAUUCUGGGAAACAUGCCCGAUCCCACUCAGUUUGGAAUCCAUGGAGAUGUUCUGGAGACAGACAAGAUGGAGGCGCAUGAGGCGUCGGCAUUGACCGAAAUGGGUCACAUGGCUCAGGGGGAAGUGGCCGAGGGAGACCUGAUGGCUGAGCUGCUCAACAUCCAGCCCAAGAAGGAAGGCAAGCAUGGAGCAGAGCCUGGAUUGGGGGACGUGUCUGAGGUAGUUGUCGGGGGCGACGCGCCAUCCAUAGCUAGUGCUGUCAAGCAGAAGAAGGCUCAGAUGGCUGCCAAGAACCGGGCUUCAAAUGGAGACUACAAAUCCGAUUCAGAGAAAGCAGACUCUGAUGAUGGUGAGAAGAAGGACCACGACAAGGCCAAGGAUGAAGCCCCUCCGGCUAUUUCAAUGGGAAAGAAAGCCCCCAAGAAGAGGCUCAAUGUAAAGAAAGACCCACCGGAGGCCUUCAUGGCCAGCUUCUUUGCUGGCUUGGAAGUCUACCAAACCAAGAUGCUGAACUACCUGGCCAGGAACUUCUACAACCUGCGAUUUUUGGCACUGUUUGUCGCAUUUGCUAUCAACUUCAUUCUUCUCUUCUAUAAAGUGACCGGCGAUAACUCUGAUGAUGAAGAUCCUUGGAAUGGUCAUGGGAGAACUGUAGAGGAAGAGGAAGACGAUAACUCUCUUGAAUAUUUUAUCCUACAAGAGAGUACGGGCUACAUGGCGCCAACUCUUCGCUGUCUGGCAAUACUGCACACGAUUAUAUCGUUUUUGUGUGUCGUGGGAUACUACUACCUGAAGGUUCCACUGGUAGUGUUCAAGCGUGAGAAGGAGAUAGCCAGAAAGUUGGAGUUUGCUGGACUCUACAUCACCGAGCAGCCGUCAGAUGAUGAUAUUAAAGGACAGUGGGACAGGAUGGUCAUUAAUACACCAUCUUUCCCCAACAACUACUGGGAUAAAUUUGUCAAACGAAAGGUGAUUAAAAAGUAUGGCGACUUGUAUGGCGCCGAGAGGAUUGCAGAGUUGCUGGGAUUGGACAAAAGCGCUCUGGAUUUUAAUCCGACGGAGGAAGCCGUCACCAAGGAGGCCUCAUUGGUGUCCUGGUUGAGCUCAAUCGAUACAAUGUAUCAUAUCUGGAAAAUGGGGGUGGUGUUUACAGACAACUCCUUCCUUUACCUUGUGUGGUACACGACCAUGUCCAUUCUGGGCCACUAUAACAACUUCUUCUUUGCUGCACAUCUGCUGGACAUCGCAAUGGGAUUCAAGACGCUUCGCACCAUUUUGUCCUCGGUCACCCAUAACGGCAAACAGCUGGUUUUGACGGUGGGGCUCCUGGCCGUCGUGGUCUACCUCUACACUGUGGUGGCCUUCAACUUCUUCAGGAAGUUCUACAACAAGAGCGAAGAUGACGACGAGCCAGACAUGAAGUGUGACGAUAUGAUGACUUGCUACCUAUUCCACAUGUAUGUGGGCGUAAGAGCGGGGGGUGGCAUUGGUGAUGAGAUUGAAGACCCGGCUGGCGAUCCCUACGAGCUGUACCGCAUCCUUUUCGACAUCACCUUCUUUUUCUUCGUCAUCGUCAUCCUCUUGGCUAUCAUCCAGGGUUUGAUCAUUGAUGCUUUUGGAGAGCUGAGAGACCAGCAGGAACAAGUCAAAGAAGACAUGGAGACAAAAUGUUUCAUUUGUGGGAUCGGAAACGACUACUUUGACACAACGCCUCAUGGCUUUGAGACUCACACUUUGCAAGAGCACAAUUUGGCCAAUUACCUGUUUUUCCUGAUGUACCUCAUCAACAAGGAUGAGACCGAGCACACUGGCCAGGAGUCAUACGUGUGGAAGAUGUACCAGGAGCGUUGUUGGGAUUUCUUCCCAGCCGGAGACUGCUUCCGCAAACAGUAUGAAGAUCAGCUGGGUUAAAGCGGAUUCCUUCACCUGACCCCAAUCCGGGAGGAGAGGGGGGGUGCGCUGCUCCUCUAAUGUGCACCCAUGAACGUCCUGACCCACACUGAGCCGAGGGCCGUAUAAAUGAUCAAGCAAGGAAGAGCGCUGCCUGCCUUCGCUACCUUCACUUCGGAUGUCAGCCUUCAAUUUACCUUGUCAGGUUUUGGCUUUCCGAAGCACUGCAUUGCCUUUUACUCUUUUACUCCCCCCCCAAUCAUUGCACAAUGUUAUGUUGUCUCCUUGAGAAACUCGAGUGGGCGUAGGAAUUAUGAGACAAUUUGUCAGUCAGAAUAUGCACAAGAAUCCAAACUAUUUAUUUUGAGAAUGUUGCGACUUAAUGCCAAAAGAAGAGUGAAGUGCAUUUGUUGUGUAAUCUUGCAAGUGAAAUGUAAGGGGCAAACGGUAUUAUGUCAAAUCUAAUUUUUUAAAAUUGUUUUCCACCAAGUGCCUUAUACUGUAGUAGCGAGUCUACAUUACAAAGAAGCUAUGCAAACCCUUGUGCUGUCUUUUCUUAUUGUGAGUAAGUAGACUACCGAUACAGACUUUUUUCAUUUAAAAUGAGAAAAGAAAAAGUCAUUUGUUUUGCUGAAUGCAGCAUACAUGCAAACGUUAAAUGUUGUAUAAACGACAUUGGAGUUGACUUGGAACAGCGACCGUGGAAUUGCUAUUGUAUGGCCGUUUGUAUGUAGUAGCUUUGCAGAUUUGUGCAUUUCUUUUGAUGGGACAAAAAUAAAAUA
Messenger RNA from Syngnathus typhle (broad-nosed pipefish), 15603 nucleotides. Its product is annotated as ryanodine receptor 3-like. Gene Ontology annotation, biological process: calcium ion transmembrane transport; intracellular calcium ion homeostasis. Gene Ontology annotation, molecular function: ryanodine-sensitive calcium-release channel activity; protein binding. Gene Ontology annotation, cellular component: Z disc; sarcolemma; sarcoplasmic reticulum membrane. Lineage: Eukaryota; Metazoa; Chordata; Actinopteri; Syngnathiformes; Syngnathidae. The record is from RefSeq and is a predicted model, not a curated record.